GGAUCUCGAAAGUUGCGAGCGGAGCUGAGCACCAUAUUGAAUCAAAGUUGUCAGCUCCUUAACAAAUGUUUCAGAAGUGUCGCCCUCCAAGCGGCUUUCUUUCCGAGCGGACCGGGACAGAGUGGGAGACGACGCGCAGAACAUGGACGCGCUGUGAAACGGCGCUUUCCGGUUCGCUCGUCGUGCGUGUUGUUCAGAAGUUCAUGCAGCCCCGAGAAGAAGACGUCGAGCCGCCCGCAGCUUUUAAAGUUUGACUUCGGCACUUUUUUUUUUCUGGAUGUGAUGGACAACCCGUCCUCAGUGAUCACCCAGGUCAGCCGGGAGGAGGAGGGCAGCAAAGCGGCGGGAGAGCGGGGUUCUUCUCCGUCUCUGUCUUUGAAGAAGCCCCGGAGCAGAGGCCUCUUCUCCAACCUGUUCUGCUGCCUGUGUCGGGACCAUCCAGAACCUCCACCAGUUAACAACAACGCCCCGCUCUUAGUCGAAGAGAAUGGCACUCUGUCCAAGGUCCAAGCGAAGCCACUGCUGCCUUCAGUGAAGUCGAAAGACUCUGGAAAGAUCUGUGUGGUUAUAGAUCUGGAUGAGACUUUAGUUCACAGCUCCUUUAAGCCCGUGAACAAUGCAGAUUUCAUAAUUCCUGUGGAAAUUGAUGGAACAGUACAUCAGGUGUAUGUCCUGAAGCGACCGCACGUCGACGAGUUCCUGAAGAGGAUGGGGGAGCUGUUCGAGUGCGUUCUCUUUACUGCCAGUUUAGCUAAGUACGCAGACCCCGUCUCCGAUCUCCUGGACAAGUGGGGUGCGUUUCGCUGCCGCCUCUUUAGGGAGUCAUGUGUCUUCCACCGAGGUAAUUACGUCAAGGACCUGAGCCGCCUGGGUCGCGACCUCAACAAAGUCAUCAUUGUAGACAACUCCCCCGCCUCCUACAUCUUCCACCCCGACAACGCGGUGCCCGUGGCCUCAUGGUUCGAUGACAUGUCUGACACGGAGCUGCUGGACCUCAUCCCGUUUUUUGAGAGGCUGAGCAAAGUGGAUAACGUCUACACAGUCUUGAAGCAACAAGGGCCUACCAGCUAACGCCGCUCGGCCCGUCGCCUCAGCUCCGAACAAAUCUUUGUUCAACGAUAAAGGAAAAUGGAAAUUCAGCGAUGCUCCAGCUAUCACUGCCAGCCAGAACUCAGGCUGUGGACAGAGCCUCUACCCCCCACCCCCCAAAAAGCAUCAAACCAAGCCUUUACUUGGGCAUCUUGAGUGAUUCUUGACCUGGUCAAACCUGGUCUGACAUGAACCAGCUGAUGUGAGGGUGAAAGGAUAAAUGUUUGAAGACAUUUCUGCAGAGGCCAGAAGCCACGAACCCCCCACCCCACUGGGCACAGCUUGGAAAGCAGAUCUCUUCAUGGUGCGGUCCCGGAAACUGAUUUUGGAAACGUUUACGUGUAAACACGUUUGAUCGGUCAUUGAAAUGACGAAUGUGCGCUGCGGAUUCUUAACGUCUUUUAAAACAUUUAGCAUAAUUACGCCCUUGCUUUGUAAGAUGGCACACUAUUGGUCUGGAGUCAAAAAAAAAAACAUUUUGUUCUUUAAAUCUCAUUUCAGAGAUAUUUUUUUUGACAAUGUAAUCAAGUAUUUUUGAAAAAAGUCUUGACAGUGUUAUUGAGUAGCAAUUCUUAAGAAUAAAUAAAUUACAGCUAGGGCUGUAAUCAAGAGUUAAUGAAAAUACGGAAUUGAUUG
Molecule: messenger RNA, 1725 nt
Organism: Nematolebias whitei (Rio pearlfish)
Lineage: Eukaryota; Metazoa; Chordata; Actinopteri; Cyprinodontiformes; Rivulidae
Gene: ctdsp1
Product: CTD (carboxy-terminal domain, RNA polymerase II, polypeptide A) small phosphatase 1
Exons: 7
Coding region: 283-1071 (262 amino acids)
Molecular function (GO): RNA polymerase II CTD heptapeptide repeat phosphatase activity
Source: RefSeq, a predicted model, not a curated record